Gymnodraco acuticeps is the source of this 6283-nucleotide messenger RNA. RefSeq lists its product as uncharacterized. The record is from RefSeq and is a predicted model, not a curated record. The transcript is spliced from 37 exons. Bases 49 to 5241 code for a protein of 1730 amino acids. Gene Ontology annotation, biological process: acrosome reaction; proteolysis. Gene Ontology annotation, molecular function: protein binding; serine-type endopeptidase activity. NCBI's taxonomy places the organism in Eukaryota, Metazoa, Chordata, Actinopteri, Perciformes, Bathydraconidae.
CAGGAAGUCAGGCAUUAGAUGAUAGAGGCUUGACGGGAUGCCUGUGUCAUGGGCACAGAGGGCGAGGCGAACGAGAAGACAAGCACAGAUGAAGAUGCAUCUCAGCCGGAAGCUGCCAGUAUCGCAGAUGUGUCCGUGGAGGUUUCCACAGUGGACCACACUCUGCAGAAGAUCUGCAGGAAGUACAGUAAGACCAGACGAAAGCCUAAAGGUCUCCAGAGGCUGUGGGCCCACCUGCUGAGCAUCCCCCACCUCGCUGUCAUCAUCACAGCCGUGGUGUUUGUGGUGGUGGUGAUCAUGUGGUCACUGCUGUGGGUCUUCAUUUUUCGCAGGGAAAGCAACAGUGGAGCGUAUUUUGCCGGGAUGUUCCGCGUUGCCAACGUUGAGUUUAUCCCUGAGUACCGCCAGGCAGAGUCCAAUGAGUUUGUGUCCAUGGCUAACAAAAUACAACACGUGGUGAGCAAUGUGUACAAGAUGUCUUCGGUGGCCCGACUCUACAAGCAAGCUGUCAUUUCAGACCUCAGUAACACCAACAAGGGCGGUGUGCUGGUGCAUUUCUGGAUGGUGUUUGUUGUCCCUCGACUAAAGAGCCCUGCAGUGUGUGAGGAGUGUGUGGGAGCCAUCUUUAGGGACUCAGUCCACACCAGCAUGAAGAACAGGUCCAAUGUAGGCUACCUGCUGGGCCUCCCAGUGGAUUUAGACUCCAUCCUCAUUAAUGUCGUUCAGCGAUCAGAUUACUCAUCAAAUGGAGCAAGCUCACAGUGUGUAGACAAGCUGCAUGCCAGCCUUCCUGGAGGGAGCGUCCCUUUAAACGUCUUCUCCUCAUGGGGGGGUGUGAACUGCCAUGUGAAGCUCACCUCAGUGCCCGGCUCUCUGAUCCGCCUCACCGUCACCUCGUUCCUCAUCGAGCCCAGCGACUGUGUGAGCGACGCUCUGACGGUGUACGACGCUCUGCUGCCCAUGAGAGGGCGCAUUCUGCACAGGCUGUGUGAGCCAGUGUCCAGUUCCUUCUCCAUGGUGUCUACCUCCAAUGUCAUGCUGCUGUCCUUCAGGAUGACCAAUGGCAACAAGAGCUUCAGAGGACACUUCGAGGCCAUCGCUGAAGAAAUGUGUAUGUCUCAAAUUGAGACCCACGUAAAGCCUCACAUCAGCGAUCAAAUCUACAGCCCCUUCCACCCCAGCCUCCUGCCCCCCCAGUGCUUCUGCUCCUGGAAGUUUCAGACCCCUAACAGUGCUUUAGGAGUUGCACUGCAGUUUCAGAACUAUGUAUUGACCCCAAAGAGCAUGAAGGGCUGUGAACAAGGCUGGUGGAAGGUCAAUGAAAUCAUUUUCUGCGGCAGCUACGUGGGACACAGCACGGUGUUUCGGAUCGCUGACCACAGCCCAGAGGUGGAGUUUCGCUGCAGCUCACGUAACUCUGCUCAGCCUUUUCAGGCGUCGCACAGCAGCUUCAACAUCAGCCAACCCUGUCCAGAGAGCCACUUCCUGUGCUCCACAGGACUGUGUGUGGAGAAGAGUCGACGCUGUGACGGCCUGGACGACUGCCAGGAUGAGAGUGACGAGGUCUUCUGCUCAAAGCCUACGAAGAACUGUGGGGGCAGCAGUCCUCUGCAUCCUCUGUUCGUAUGCAAUGGAGAGAUAGACUGCACCAAUGGAAUAGAUGAGAUGAACUGCACUCAGGAAACGACCUGCUCCGCGAUCAGGUAUCAGUGCAGCAGUGGCUCCUGCAUCCUGAAGAAGAACGCGAGGUGUGACGGUGUUCACGACUGUCAGGACCGCAGCGACGAGGCGGACUGCGCCUGUGGUCGUCCCUCCCUGGUGAAGAAGGUGGACUCCUCGACAGGUCGUAUCGUGGGGGGGGAUAACUCUGCUGAGGGAGAGUGGCCGUGGCAGGUCAGCCUCCACUUCUCUGGGAACCUGUACUGCGGGGCGUCUGUCCUCUCCUCUGAUUGGCUCAUCUCAGCUGCACACUGCUUCAGCAAGGAGAGGCUGUCUGACCCGCGGUUCUGGAGAGCCCACCUCGGCAUGCUGACUCAGGGCGGUGCCAAACACACGGCGGAGAUCCAGCGGAUCGUGGUGCACGAGUACUACAACGCGUACACGUUCGACUACGACAUCGCCCUGCUGCAGCUCAAGAAGCCGUGGCCGGCCUCCCUCCACCCGCUGGUGCAGCCGGUGUGCCUGCCCCCCCCCUCACACACCGUCACCGACAACCACCGCUGCCUCGUCACCGGCUGGGGGUACCGCUCUGAGGAGGACAGAGUGCUGCCCUCAGUGCUGCAGAAAGCGGAGGUGUCCCUCCUGAGCCAGACUGACUGUAAGAAGAGCUAUGGACCCGUGUCCCCCCGCAUGCUGUGUGCCGGGGUCCCCUCCGGAGAGAGGGACGCCUGCAGGGGGGAUUCAGGGGGUCCUCUGUCCUGCCAGGCGCCGGGCGGGGGUCGCUGGUUCCUCAUUGGCAUCGUCAGCUGGGGUGCGGGCUGUGGGAGACCGGGCCUACCGGGGGUCUACACCAGGGUCAACAAGUUCACCUCCUGGAUCUACAGUGAACGGGAGGCGGUGAAAGCCCACUGCAUCCGAGCCGCUCAGGGAGAGGGGGAGUUGAAGGAGCCCAUCCAGCCACUGAGCCCCCCCACGAAGCCUGAGGAUCGGGCGGAGGAGAAGGUGGAGGGGGGGAAAGCUCCAGCCUCCUGGAGGAGAUGGAUGUUCGGCGUCCUGCCUUUAUUUCCCCUCGCUGCUGCCAUUGCACUGACUCUCCACUUCCUAACAUCUCCACCUUCCUCAGUGUUCUUCCUCGGGGGCAGCGUGGAGUUCCCAAACCUGAGCUUCACCUCGGAGCUGACGGACUCCUCCUCCCCUCAGUUCCGCCUGCAGGCUCAGGCUUUGAACCACUAUCUUUGUCCUCCUCCUACCUUCAGUGUUUUGUCACCACUUUCCUCUCCUCUGCCCCUCUCUCUGGUGGUGUUAAAUGUAAAGCUGAAACUGGAGCUGGGCACAGUCAGUGUGCGAGUUCCCCGGACCCCCAGAGACCCGAGCCUUUCAGGGCCGAGGACAAGCCCGGCGUUUUUUUCAGAACUCUACGAGUCCUCGCCGUGUAGCUCUUACUACGUGAACUCAGGAAUUACUGCCUUCAGUGAAGGAGAUGAAGGACUGAAUGUCUUCUACUGGAGUAAGUUCUCCGCCCCGGACGAUGUUGCCGUGGAGAUCCGGAGGUCGGGUCCAGAGAGGUUUCAGCGCCGGCUCCCCGGCAGAAACAAGGUGCAGCAGGACAGCCGCAACGAGCAGCGCUACUACAUGGAGCAGGACGACGACAUGCUCCACCUGCUGGCGAUGUCCUUUGACCUCUACGCCAAAUACGGCAACAACCGCACCCUGAGCCUGGUGAAUCCCAAGAAGCCGUACUACCAGUGGCGUCUCCGCGUGCCCUCGGGUCACGUGGUCCGCCUGGUGGUCCUCACGCUGCACGGUGCCACGCCGGGGAGCUGCACCGCCCACAAGCUCUCCGCCUACGACUUCCUACUGCCAUUACAGAACAAGAUAAUCGCAAGGUGGUGUGGGCUUCCUAUUUCCCGUUCGUCUCCCGUCAUGAAGCUGACGUCCUCUGGGAACGUGAUGUUGGUCACCUUCUCCUUCAGCAGGCAGAGGGACGGAGCCAUCUUCAAAGCUUACUUCCAAGCCAUCCCAAAAGCAGGCUGUGGAGGGUCCAUUUCCUCCUGGAACGGCUCCAUUUCCUCCCCAUACUACCCCUCCUAUUACCCCCCUAACAUAGACUGCGCCUGGACUCUACGGACGCCGUUGCCAGGAUACCUGAUCUCCAUGACGAUCGUGAUGAUGGACAUUCAGGACGCCUCGUCUGAUGGAUGUGAGAAAGACUGGCUGGCCAUCGGAGGGGUCAAGCUGUGUAACCCAGUGUCGGACAGCAGCAGGAAGCGAGUGUACUCCUCUCCCAUCUCCCUCCACUUCCAUUCAGAUGAGUCUCUCACUCACAAGGGCUUCUACCUGCUCUACCGAGCCUUCUCUCCAGAGGGCACCUGUCCUCGGGAGUUUCGCUGUGGAGACGGACGCUGCGUCCCUCUGAGGAAGGUGUGUGACAGAGUGAAGGACUGCUCAGACGGACGAGACGAGGCUAAAUGCUCAUCCUGCAGGCCAGGUGAAGUGCAGUGUGGGAACGGCCAGUGUAAGCCUCAGAGCAGCCAGUGUGUGAUUCAGAGCAGCAACUGUGCAGACAGCAGCGAGGAGGGCGGCUGUGGAGGUAAAUGUUACCACGUGUGCCCCAACAAGGUCUGUCUGCAGAAGUCUUCUGUGUGUAACGGUGUUGUUGACUGCAAAGACCGCAGCGAUGAGCUCAACUGUACCAGAGCAUACUUUAAAGGCUGCUCCUCCUCCUCGUACAAAUGUUCCAAUGGGAAGUGUGUGAGUAAGGUUAACCCCGAGUGUGACGGAGUAAAAGACUGCUUUGACGGCUCUGAUGAAAUGCGCUGUGGCUGUGGCACCAGGCCCAGGAAGAGGACUAAGAUCGUGGGGGGCUCUGAUGCCGGGGCGGGGUCCUGGCCGUGGCAGGUCAGCCUCCAGAUGGAUCGAUACGGUCACGUCUGUGGAGCCACGCUGGUGGCUAACCGCUGGCUCAUCUCUGCAGCUCACUGCUUCCAGGACUCAGACGCCAUAAAAUACUCAGACGCCCGUGCGUGGCGGGCCUACCUGGGGAUGCGUGUGAUGUCUGUAGGGAGCAGCGGCGCAGCCACCAGAACGAUCCGCCGCAUCCUGCUCCACCCGCAGUACGACCAGUUCACCUCCGACUACGACAUCGCCCUCUUGGAGCUCAGCGCCCCCGUCUUCUUCAACGACUUGGUGCAGCCCGUGUGUGUUCCUGCGUCCACACACAGCUUCACAACAGGCACCAACUGCUACGUCACAGGGUGGGGGGUGCUCAUGGAGGACGGUGAGCUGGCCUCUCGCUUGCAAGAGGCCCCGGUGAAGAUCGUCAACAGGAACACGUGUAACAAGCUGUACGACGACGCUGUCACUCCCAGGAUGCUUUGCGCUGGGAACCUGCACGGAGGGGUGGACGCCUGCCAGGGAGACUCAGGAGGCCCGUUGGUGUGUCUGGAGCGAGGCCGCCGCUGGUUCCUGGCGGGGAUCGUGAGCUGGGGCGAGGGCUGCGCGCGGCAGAACCGUCCCGGCGUCUACACCCAGGUGGUGAAGUUCACCGCCUGGAUCCACCAGCAGACUAAAGGACAGGUGUGACUGAACACCACACUGACAUGAAGAAUAAAACAAACAGUCUUAACACACAGGACAGAGGUCUCAGACCUGGAGUCCAUCUUCAGACGGUUGUCGUGAUUUCACGGCAACACAUUCAGUCCGUUUUUUGGGAGCGUGUCCAUGGCAACGGGCCAGCACGGGCCAUCCUCAAUGCUCAAACAACCAGCUUCCUCAAAAUUGACAUCGGCUAUGGCAAAAAUAGGUAACCUGUUUAUUUUUACUUGAUUAUGGGUCGUUAAACAUAAAUAAAUAAAAAACCCAACCACACUCUAUUAAAGUAUCCCAUACACAAUUUACAAGAUUCUUUAAUAUAAACUAACUGAUCUGUGGGUCAAUAUUUAAUUCUAAAGUCAGGCCAAAGUAUGAUAACUAGCCAGGUUAUCUUGUGCAUAUAAAUGUAGCUGAGUACUUCCUGUAUUGCCUGUCACAGCGAUGGUUCACUAUAGUGUCCAAUCAGGUGUUGCCAACAACAAUCACUGUGGAAAGAGUUCUCUCCGGACACACACAUGUAACCGUAUAUUUCUCAUCUGCAUUCGUCCAUGUACUGUAUAUGUGUGUUCAUGUUUGUGGUUAUUGUACUGUACUGUGUGUAUGUGCAUUUCAUGAGUUGAGUCGUAGCAUUAUGUCCAAUAUAUUCUGUAAUGGUAGAGAAGUGAAUAAUCCCUCAAUAGGAGGUGAUAAUAUAUUUUGCAUUUCAGUUUGAUUUAAUUUAUCUUUACGGUGCCUCCUUUAUACUUUAUGCUCCAUGAAGAGUGUGACGACUACUCCCCUUUAAACUCUGAUGCUGCCUUACGAUCAAUAUAAGAUCAUUUUAUACCAAUAUUUUCUACGCAGACGCACAUGCAUGUUCCUGUUCCUCCCAUCAGCAUACAUCACCACCCUGUGGCCAAUGCACACUAUUUUUUAUUUCAUGUCCUGAGGGAAUAAUGCAUUUUACACCCAAAGGAUGUAGGGUUUGAAUCAUUGAUAAGGAUACCAGAUAAUAUGCUUUUACAUUAAAGAAACCAUUUCCAAUGCAGCAGGU